Molecule: messenger RNA, 894 nt
Organism: Camelina sativa (false flax)
Lineage: Eukaryota; Viridiplantae; Streptophyta; Magnoliopsida; Brassicales; Brassicaceae
Product: peroxiredoxin-2E, chloroplastic
Biological process (GO): cell redox homeostasis; hydrogen peroxide catabolic process; cellular response to oxidative stress
Cellular component (GO): cytoplasm
Molecular function (GO): thioredoxin peroxidase activity
Source: RefSeq, a predicted model, not a curated record
CUCUACUCAAUCCUAAACAAAUCACAAAACCUGAAGUCACUCUUCACCUAAACAAGCAUCAAUGGCGACUUCUCUCUCCGUUUCUAGAUUCAUCUCCUCCUCCGCAACCGUUAUCUCCGUCGCUAAGCCGUUACUUUCCCCCACCGUAUCCUUCACCGCGCCGCUCUCCUUCAAUCGCUCUCUCGCUCCUAGCCUCUCUCUCAAAUUCCGCAGCCGCCGCACCAGCUCCGCCGCAACCAGAUCCUUCGCGACAACACCCGUAGUCACCGCCUCCAUUUCAGUCGGAGACAAGCUCCCAGACUCAACUCUCUCAUACCUCGAUCCAUCCACCGGAGACGUCAAAACAGUAACCGUCUCCUCCCUCACCGCCGGGAAGAAAGCAAUCCUAUUCGCAGUCCCCGGCGCAUUCACACCGACCUGCUCGCAGAAACACGUCCCUGGAUUCGUAUCCAAAGCCGGUGAGCUCAGAUCUAAAGGCAUCGAUGUAAUCGCCUGUGUCUCCGUCAACGACGCGUUCGUGAUGGAAGCGUGGAGGAAGGACCUAGGAAUCAACGAUGAGGUGAUGUUGUUGUCCGAUGGAAACGGUGAGUUCACAGGGAAGCUUGGAGUUGAAAUGGAUUUGAGGGAUAAGCCUGUUGGACUCGGAGUUAGGUCAAGGAGAUACGCGAUUCUGGCUGAGGAUGGUGUUGUGAAGGUUCUGAACCUUGAAGAAGGUGGUGCUUUCACUAACAGUAGUGCUGAGGAUAUGCUUAAAGCUCUCUGAUUCUGAAAUUUUUCUUUUCUUUGUUUGAAUUUUUAUUUCACUUUUGUGUGUUUAGUUUCUUCCUUCUGAUGUACGAAUCGUUGGAUUUGUAAACGGGAAUAAAUGAAUCAGAGGCGUUUUGUUUGUGAACA